This is a messenger RNA of Homarus americanus (American lobster), 9356 nucleotides long. RefSeq names its product fatty acid synthase-like. Gene Ontology annotation, biological process: fatty acid biosynthetic process. Gene Ontology annotation, molecular function: 3-oxoacyl-[acyl-carrier-protein] synthase activity; oxidoreductase activity; fatty acid synthase activity. Bases 245 to 7681 code for a protein of 2478 amino acids. NCBI's taxonomy places the organism in Eukaryota, Metazoa, Arthropoda, Malacostraca, Decapoda, Nephropidae. The record is from RefSeq and is a predicted model, not a curated record. The transcript is spliced from 38 exons.
UAUUGAGUGGGAAUGUGAAGGUGUUGGAAAGCUUCCCUGAAUUUCCCCGGAAAAAACAUUGUUUAUUUACCGUUGCAAGUUCAAGUUUCGGCUCGCCAAAAUACAAACACAUUUUGAGGAAUAGAUCGCAUCGUCUAGUUGUCACUGACGACCUACACUCAUAUGAAAUAUGUAUUUAUAACCCUCGUGAGUAUCGUUGCUGCACUACAAGUAAAUUAUUAACACCCGAGUCACCACCACCACCAUGCCUGCUUACGCCGAGACCUUGCCAGACACCAAACCAACUCACCCCCACAUGAUAUCUUCUUUAACCAAUGGCAAAAAGAGCUCUGCCGGUGCUAUGCGGCGAGAAGGAGUGGCGGUGAGCGGCAUGUCCGGUCGCUUCCCAGAGAGCAACAGCGUCGAGGAGUUCGCCUACAACCUGUACAACGGGGUCGACAUGGUCACAGAGGACGGCCGACGGUGGACUCCUGGUGCUCAUGGGCUGCCUCGACGCUCGGGCAAGCUGCCUGACCUUGCCCACUUUGACAGCGCCUUCUUCAGUGUUUCCCCCCGCCAGGCCCAUGCCAUGGACCCCCAGCUCCGCCUCCUGCUGGAGCUGACAUAUGAAGCUAUCCUUGAUGCUGGUAUGAACCCAAGUGAGCUGCGUGGGCGUCGUGUUGGUGUUUACAUGGGUGUGAGCAGCAGUGAGAGUGAGGAGGCGUGGACUGCUGACCCUGCCAAUGUAUCGGGUUAUGCCCUCACUGGUUGCUGCCGUGCCAUGUUCCCCAACAGAAUCUCCUACACCUUUGACUUUAAGGGCCCAAGCUUUGCCAUCGACACUGCGUGCUCGUCCUCCAUGGUGGCACUGCAGACGGCAUGGUCAGCCGUGAGUGAAGGGGAGGUUGAGGCGGCAAUAGUGGGAGGCACAAAUCUCACCCUCAAGCCACAGAACUCCAUGCAGUUCCAUGCCCUCAAUAUGCUUGCUUCAGAUGGCAAGUGCAAAUCCUUCGAUGCCACCGGCAACGGGUACGUGAGAAGUGAGGCAGCAGUUGUGAUCUUUCUGCAGCGAGCCACUGAGGCCCGCAGGGUGUAUGCCCAUGUGGUACAUGCACGUGCCAACACAGACGGCAACAAGGAUGAGGGUGUCACGUUUCCAUCGGGCAAAGUACAGAGAGAAUUGCUACAGGAUGUCUACAACCUUGCAGGCAUCUCUCCCUUGGAUGUAUCAUAUGUGGAGGCCCAUGGAACAGGCACCAAGGCUGGUGAUCCACAAGAGGUGGGUGCUCUAGCCGAGGUGUUCUGUGCUGGUCGUUCAACCCCACUCCUUAUGGGCUCUGUCAAGUCUAACAUGGGCCACUCAGAACCUGCCUCUGGCCUCUGCUCCAUAGUGAAGGUACUGCUAGCAAUGCAGAGAAAGGAGUUACCUGGAAACCUGCACUUUUCUACACCUAACCCUGAUAUUCCUCCUCUGGUAGAUGGCAGGAUCAAGGUGGUGAGUGAGAACACACCUUGGUCAGGUGGCUUUGCAGCUGUGAACAGCUUCGGAUUUGGUGGUGCCAAUGUUCAUGUGUUGCUACAAUCCAAUGGGGAUUUGCCUAAACCCUCUUCUCCUGCUCAUUCAAGAUCUGUCCUUAUCCCCUCCACUCAUAGAAUAAACCCAGCAUCUUCCUCUAAUGGGAUAAUGUCAGAUGACUGCAACUUUGCCAUGGAUGCAAAUGGGAAAUGCACACAAGAGGAUUCCUCAAUGAAUGAAUUUCUUUCAAAUGAUCAGCCAAGGUUGGUGGUGGCUUCUGGACGCACUGUGGAGGCAGUGACAACAUUGUUGGAGGGGGUCAGGAGGAAAGUCACCCCAGCACUCUGUGGCCUAAUUGAUAAACUCUCGGAUAUGCCAACAGUCGGUCACCCAGCACGUGGUUUUGUUACUAUAAACUCUGAAAAGGAAAUGGUGCAGGUGUCUCGUGUCUCCCCCACCCAACGGCCCCUUUGGCUGGUUUUCUCUGGCAUGGGUUCGCAGUGGACUGCCUGUGGCCGUGCCCUCCUCCGCCUUCCCACCUUUGUUGCCUCCAUCAGAAGGUGCCAUGCUGCCCUCCAGCCACUAGGACUUGACUUGACCCAAAUUCUGACCAACGAAGACCCUGCAGUCAUGUCUUCAACAGCAGCAAGUUUCUCUGCCAUUGCUGCCAUGCAGGUGGGCCUCGUGGACCUGCUGAGGUGUGUUGGUGUGCAGGAGAUAGCUGGGUUGGUUGGUCACAGUGUUGGGGAGCUGGGCUGUGCCUAUACCGAUGGAGCCUUGACAGCAGAACAGACAGUUCUGGCAGCUUACUGGCGAGGCCAAGCUGUACAGGAGGCCAGCCUACCCCUGGGUGCUAUGGCUGCUGUUGGUCUGGGUGCAGCAGAAGCAGAAAAGUGGUGUAAAGAUGGAGUUAUUGUGGCCUGCCAUAACGCCCAUGAUUCUGUCACUCUCUCUGGUCCAAAAGAAGCUAUUGAAGCUGUGCUGGAAAAGCUGUCGGCUGAAGGAAUAUUCUGUCGUGCAGUCAAUUCUGAGGGCGUGGCCUUCCACCACCCAUCACUGAAGGCUGCUGCACCACGCCUCUUAAAAGAACUGAUUAAGGUGAUCCCAUGUGCCCGGCCGAGGUCAUCACGCUGGGUGAGUUCAUCAGUGCCAGAGGCGCGCAAGGAUGCCCCUGGAGUCAAUGUUGCUUCUGCCGACUACCUUGUCAAUAAUCUUCUGUCACCAGUACUAUUUGCGGAGGCUCUCGAGAAGAUUCCUGCGGAGGCUCUGGUUGUUGAGGUGUCGCCCCAUGGUCUCUUGCAAGCCAUCCUGAGAAGGUCGCUGCCACAAGCAACACCAAUCCCUCUUAUUAGGAAGGAUGCAAAGUGCACCCUGACCCACUUCCUAGAAGCACUUGGCAAGAUGUAUGUGGGAGGUGUAAGCGUGGAUGUGAGCGCACUCUACCCUCCCCUCGCUACACCCGUUCCCCCUUCCACCCCCUCCAUCGCCAGCCUUAUCGGAUGGGACCACAGCCAGGAGUGGGAUGUGGCUCGCUUCAACACCACUGCAGCUGGGUCAGAGUACGAGGUGAAGGUGGACUUGGAGUCUGAGGAAUACCGCUACCUGGAGGGUCACACUAUUGAUGGCCGUGUCAUCUACCCUGCCACUGGUUAUUUGGUGUUGGCAUGGAAAGCAUUGUGUCGCCUUAAGGGUUUACAGUGGGAGGAAACGCCAGUCACCUUUAGUGAUGUGACACUCCACCAGGCCACUGUCCUGUCCUCUUCCUCCAGUAGCGCUGCUGCCACCACCCUCACUGUCAGAAUCCUGCUCAUCAAAGGCGAAUUUGAGGUUGUGGUAAGUGACUCUGUAGCUGCUUCAGGCCGCAUCCACCACGGAGUAGAUCAUUCAGCUGAGAGCAAGAUGCUAGUGGACUUCCUGGCUUCAGCAACUCAAGAAAAUGGAGGAAACUUACUGCAGAAGGAUGUGUACAAGGAACUUCGACUUAGGGGAUACCAAUAUGGAGGCAUUUUCCAGGGCAUUGCAAAGACUGACUUGCAAGGUACCCAUGGGAGCCUUAUGUGGAAGGAGAACUGGGUGGCAUUCUUGGACACAAUGCUUCAGUUCUCUUUAGUUGGGUCCAAGCAACGUGCACUGAUGCUGCCCACUAGGAUACGCAAAAUCACUGUAGAUCCCAGCAAAAUUCUUGGUGAUGUGAAAAAGGAGGAUGACAUCAAAACAGUGUUUGUGAAACACAAUUCCCAUGUGGGCAUAACUGCUUGUGAUGGUGUGGUCAUACAAGGACUGAAGGCCACACUGGCCCCAAGAAGACCUACCCAAGACCACCCUCUGUUGGAGACAUUCCAGUUUGUGCCACGCCAUCUGACAGAAGAUCAUCCAGUCUCCUCUUUGAUGACAACAGAAGAGAGCCUUGGAGUACUUCUUGACUUGGCAUUGGAGAACACCUUAGGUCGUGGUCUGAAGAUUGUGGAGAGCGCUCCCUGUGUGGCCUCCACCAACAUAGAACAGGAGACCAUCUUGGCACACACUUUCAUGAAUAUCCUUAACUUGAGACCAAUGUUAAAGGUGGAUUACAUCCUGCACACACGAGACGCACUACCUGCUGAGGAGCAGGAGCGUCUAGCCUCUGCUGGUGUAGCGGUGAAGACUAAUCUUGCUUCUACUCUUUCUCCUACUCCACACUUCCUUAUCCUCCACCAACUUGAAGACUCGGAGAUCAUUGACAAACUGAAUGGUGGUUCUUUCAUCUUCACAAGAACCAAGGAUGUAAUGGAGGUUCUGAAAACAACUGGGUGUCAGGAGAUUGCUUCUGUUGACAAGAUUGGAAUGAAGUUGUUUAGGAAGAACAACCCUGAGGUUCCCUACACAACACUGAAGAUCAGCAGCUCUGACGGAGACUUCUCCUGGGUGGCCACACUGAAAGAAAAAAUUCUCUCUCCAAAUACUGACAACGUGUGGCUUGUUUCUUCUGGCGAACCUUUGUCGGGUAUUCUAGGACUUGUGAACUGCCUCAGGAAGGAACCUGGUGGAGAUAAAGUAAGGUGUGUGUUUGUUCCUGAAGGCAAAGCUGAAGUAGACUCUGAUUUGUUAGCCAGUGAUUUGGCCAUCAACGUUUGCCGUGGAAACCUCUGGGGCACACACAGAUUCUUGCCUUUAAGUCAGUUGGCCCCUCAGCCAUCCACUCAUGCUCUAUUGAAUGUGGCUACACGUGGUGACUUGACCUCCCUCACCUGGUUCCAGAUGGCUUCUCAAGAAACCUCUCCAGAAGUUGAUGACGGCAUGAAGGUGUGUGAUGUUUAUUACGCACCACUGAACUUCCGUGAUGUGAUGCUGGCUACAGGAAAACUGCCACCAGAUGCGCUGCCUGGAGACCUAGCUAUGAGGGAGUGCAUCUUGGGCCUGGAGUUUGCUGGUGUGAGUGAUGGGAAGCGUGUAAUGGGUCUUGUGGCUGCAGGUGGGUUGGCUACUAGUGUGAGGGCUGACCCCCUGCUCACCUGGCUUGUCCCUGCCUCCUGGUCCCUCAAGGAUGCUGCUACAGUCCCAGUAGUAUAUGCCACAGCAUAUUAUGCGUUGGUGGUGCGUGGAAGGCUGCAGCGUGGAGAGAGUGUCCUCAUCCAUGCUGGGUCUGGUGGCGUAGGGCAGGCAGCCAUCAGCAUUGCCUUGUCAUACUCUUGCACAGUAUACACCACUGUCAGCACCGCUCAGAAGAAGGCAGUUCUGCAGAAGCGCUUCCCUCAGCUCCGAGAUGAGAAUUUUGCUAACUCACGUGAUGUGAGCUUUGAGUAUGCUGUUCUUGAGCGCACUGGAGGACGAGGUGUUGAUGUGGUGCUAAACUCUCUGGCUGGGGACCUCCUGCAGGCUUCAGUCAGGUGUCUCCGAGAACAUGGCCGUUUCUUAGAGAUUGGCAAGGCUGAUCUCUCCAACAACACUGCCCUUGGCAUGGCCAUAUUCCUGAAGAAUGUGACCUUCCAUGGGAUCUUGCUGGACGCCCUAUUUGAUGCCUCGCUGGAGGAACGACAGCGAUUAAACCAUCUCGUUGCAGAAGGUCUUACAGCUGGAGUAGUGACUCCCCUUCCUUCCACACUAUUCACAAGGGACUCUGCUGAAGAUGCCUUCAGGUACAUGGCAACAGGAAAACACAUUGGUAAAGUGGUGCUGGAGGUGAAGCCGGAGGUAACAGAUUCGCCUGCCUCCCCUAACUCUGCCCUGGUGCAGGCUGUGCCUCGGGUGAUUGCCCAUGGCCAUAUGGUGUAUGUGAUCACAGGAGGGCUGGGAGGUCUGGGGUUGGAACUGGCUGGGUGGCUCAUUAGUCGUGGGGCAAAGAAGCUGGUGCUAACCUCUCGCCGGGGCAUCACUACUGGCUACCAGGCACUUUGUGUGCAACGGUGGCGUAAUUCAGGUGUAAGUGUGCGAGUGAUGACGCAGGAUGCUUCCACCAUUGCUGGUGCGACCACUCUACUCCAGACGGCUGGCGAGGAAGGGCCUGUUGGUGGUGUCUUCCAUCUUGCUAUGGUGCUGCAAGACUCCUUCCUUGAGAACCAGUCACCAGAGACCUUCCGUGCAGUAAAUACUGUUAAGGGUGAUGGAGCCGUGGCGCUGGACAUAGCCUCUCGCAUAUCUUGCCCAAAUCUCCAUUACUGGGUUGCCUUCUCCAGUGUCACCUCUGGGAGGGGCAAUGCUGGUCAGACCAACUAUGGCUGGGCCAACAGGGUGUGUGAGGGAGUGGCAGAGUCCCGGGUGCAGGCAGGCUUACCUGGAGUAGUUGUACAGUGGGGUGGUAUUGGCGAGGUUGGCGUUCUUGCUGAUAACUUUGGUGAUGUUGAGGUGGGUGGGACAAAGCCCCAGUCAGUUCGGUCGGUACUGGAGUGCCUGGAUGUGCUGAUCUUGAGUGCCUCCCCAGUGGUGUCCUCCUUCUGCCUUGCCACAAGGAAUUCUGGCAAAGCAGAUGGCAUUGGUGGUGCCUCAUUGGUCAAAUCCAUUGCUAAUAUCCUUGGAAUGAAGGAUGUUUCAAAGGCUCCCUUGGAUGUGACUCUUGGGGAUCUGGGCUUGGACUCCCUCAUGAGUGUAGAGGUUAAGCAAACAUUGGAGCGAGAAGCUGACCUCAUCCUUACUGCUCCUCAAGUCAGGGAGCUCACUCUCAGGAUGCUCCAAGACCUGGAGAAGCAAGGUGGUGCCCCUGCCCAGUCCACACUUGAGGGACCAGAAGCCACAUCAACAAAGGUUGCAGUGAAGCCAGUGUCAGAGGAGUUGCAAGUGCUCCCUCAGCCAUGGCUAACCUUACCACUACUACCAGAAGUUUGCAUUAGGGUGCUGCGAGAGGGUGGCAGCACACACAUCCCGCUCUUCCUGGCUGCUCCCAUACAGGGUACAGCAGACCCCCUUACUGAGGUUGCAAAGCGCCUUGAUAGACCUGUGUAUGGUCUGCAGUAUCCACCUGACCUUCCCCAUCAGUCCAUUACAGAGAUGGCCAAAAUCUUGGUACAGGAACUGCAACAGGUAUACCCAUCAGGAGAUUAUGCUAUUGGAGGCUACUCUUAUGGUACUGCUGUGGCCCUAGAAAUGACGUGUUUGCUGCAGGCCAACAAUCGUGUCCCUACUUCAAUUGUCCUCCUAGAUGGCUCUCAGUCCUAUGUGUCUGGUAUCAUUGAGGGUUACAAAUCUAAACUUGGUUCCAAUUUGCCUGUACACGAGUCCUACAGAUUGAAUAAUAAGGCUCAAGAACAGGUGGAGGUGUUGCUCGUGUUUGCCAUGCAAUUCACAUCUGUUGACCCAACAACAUUGAAGAAGACCCUACUGGGAUUGAAAUCCUGGGAGGAGCGAGUUAACCUGGUGGCGGAUUUGGUGACAAAGAGGAGAGCGUCGGCGGGCGUCGGCGCACACCAGAAUGAACAUCGACAGGCUGUGAAAGCAGCCGAGUUGCUCUACCAGCGGCUAUUGGCUGGAAGCCAACACAAAGCGGAGGGGCGUGUGAGUCCUCCCACACUCCUGGUGCGAGCCAGGGACAAUCCCCAGGCUGCUUCUCUCGGACGCGACUAUGGAGUUAGCAAGAUUGUAGGAGGAGUCCUGAAGAUUGAAGAAGUAGCAGGAACUCAUGAGACUUUUGUGUUGGGGAACAGUGGACAACAAGUGGCCAGUCUCAUCCAAACCUUCUUGCAGGAGGCAUCACCAACUGUCAAGGUGCUAAACUAGAAUCUGAGGGUAUUGGUGGUUGUAUACUUGGUGAAGAGGACAUCACCAGGAAUGAUCUGUGAUAUACAUUUAGGUGAUGAAUAAUGUCAGAGGCCAAAAAAACAAAGGGAAUGACUUUACAUUGUUACCUGCAGUAAGGUACAGUACAGUACAGUACAGUACUAUACUAUACUAUGCAGUACAUAAGUGUUUUUGGGACACUGGUAUCCUAUAUGGAUGGACAAAAGUUUUCACCCAUAGUGUUAAGAUUCGACAGCUUAUUUUAAGCAGACAAAAUACAGCUUUAAUAGUUCACUGAAUUUUGCUUUUUCUUGUUUGUAUAUAUAUGACUAUUUAUGUACAUACAGUAUUAGAAUAUCACCUUCCAUAGUCACUUCAUGAAUAUGACUAGCACAGUUGAACAAAAGCUUAUUGUAUCUUGCAGUUAAUUUGAAAUACCUCAGAAUUUAUGACAUGGUUCUCCAUAGCUUAAUUUCUCCAGUGUACAUCUUCAAAUACUAAUAGUGUCUCCUCAAUUUCGUUAACAGGAACACUUAAGUAGGAGGAUAUGUUUGGUAUAUUGGGUUAAAUAUGAUACUGACUUUCAAUGGAAAGUGAAGGGGUUGGAAGUACCAGGCAUUAGUUUAGGGUGUGCUUAAUUUAUAUAUUUGUAUGUCUGUGUUAUGGAACUUGCACAUUUUAUUCCAAUAAUUUUAAGAUAAUGUAGUUAGUACACUUGGUUUUAAUAUUGGUAUUGUUCGUUCCAUACAGGAAUUUGGCAAUACAAUAUAUAUAUAGAAGGCGUCCCUCUUGAUGUAGAUGUUGAGCACUGCAUCCAACAUGUUCCUUUAGGGUUACCGUGUUAAUAGUAUGACGCUGGAACAUGUAUGGUGUACAGUAUACCGAGUUUAUUUGAUCAUGUCCUUUAGGACUGAGAAGUUGCAAUGCCAACAAUGCAGCCAGUUAGUGGUUACUUUAGCUGUAAGAAAUUCUUGUACAUAUUACCAAGAAGUAAAUUCCAGCUUUAUAUUUUUUCAUUAAAUGAUGCUCUUGAGUGAAAAUUUUGCUGAUACUGUAUUAUAUAUUGGAAGCUCGGAUAUACACAAGUACAGUACAGUAAUGCACAAGUAAUUGUUUGUUGUGCCUAGUGAAUUGUUCUCGGUUGAUGAAUGAAUGUUAAAAAUUUUUAGUUGGUAAAUGAAUGUUACAAUUUUUAGUUGAUAAAUGAUAUUCAGUGACAGGUUUGUUUAGAACUGUUGCUGCAGAAUGUGGCGACUGAGUAAUAUAUUGUAUGUAGUAUAGUAUAUCCUUUAUGGAGAGCUUGGAGUAGUGUCCUGACAUAUUAAGGUACAGUAUAUAACCAUGAUAGUGUCCGUACAUGAACGAGUAUGUUCACACACAUAUCUGUCCAUUCCUUCCUAUGACAUAAUUGCAUCUUUAUUUUGACUACCUAUAUUUGUUGAAAAUUUUUAUAUUUCUAUAUUUAUUGUGAAGUGAUGAUGUAAGGAUUACAUGUACAAGUAUAAGCGGGAAGGACUAUUUUUUGAUGAUAAUUUUGUCUUUCUACAAGUCUUCAAAUGCACAACUUAAAUUAUCAUUUUACAAAGUUCUCACCUGCCACAAAGGUCCGUGUUCAAUUAUUGGACUUUGUAUUUAUUGUGUAAUGAUGUUCACAUAAAAAGAAAUCUUAAGUAUA